AUGGUUCACGUGAAGCCUUUCGCUCUCGACAACUGGGUUCGCCAGUUCAAACCUUUGGCCAGCGCAAGUCUUCACGAUACAUGUGUGGAUCCAUUAUCAGUGCAAGAAUUGUCGCAAUUCCAGGCCUCGGACGCGUUCACCAGUCCCAUCAAUGCAUCCAAUGCUUUGGUAUAUGGUUCAGUUCUGGGCACUUCCGGUCUUCGAGAGAAGAUCCUCUCCAUAUAUGUCAAUGACGUGACCGAUUCCACGAGACAAUUAUCUCUUGCUGUCACGCAGGGCGCUAUUUCAGCCAAUUUCUUGGUCCUGGAUACACUUGUAGGCCCAGGGGAUCAUGUUAUCUGUCAGUAUCCUACAUAUCAACAGCUAUACGACGUACCUCGCCGAGCCGGUGCCGAGGUAUCGCUCUGGCGCACUUGUGCAGAGAAAGGAUGGAUCCCUGAUCCAAGCGAGCUCCCGUCCCUGGUCCGGGAGAAUACCAAGAUGAUAAUACUCAACAAUCCUAACAACCCGACCGGUGCAUCAAUCCCAUCUCAGGUCCUAGAGGACAUCAUCUCCUUCGCCGAAAAGCGAGACAUAAUAAUCCUCAGCGACGAGGUUUUCCGCCCUCUCUUCCACCGUGAAACAGACAUGCCACCUUCAAUCAUCUCCUUUGCGGGACGGUAUAAGAAAAUCAUCGCCGUAUCCAGCCUCUCGAAGGCCUACUCACUUCCCGGUAUUCGAGUUGGGUGGGUUAUUUCACCUAGCACAGAUCUAGUACACCAGGUCACCCUGGCCAGGGACUAUACCACCAUUUCCGUCUCACAAGUAGAUCAAGACAUCGCGGCCUACGCGCUCGAUGCGCACGUGCGACAAAAGAUCCUUCAGCGAUCACUGGCUAUAUGUGAGCGCAACCUUUUGACUCUAGAGAAAUUCAUCGCUGCCCAUGCCGACCGCUUGCGUUGGGAGAAGCCGAGUGGUGCAUCGGCGGCAUUUGUACAGGUGGUAAAUCCCGAGAGUGAUGUGCCGGUUGAUGACAAGGACUACUGUGAGGGGCUUAUUCGAGAAACGGGAUUGUUGAUUGUGCCAGGGGGUGAGACAUUCGGGACGGAAGAUGGGAUGGACUUUAAGGGAUAUUUGAGGGUUGGGUUUGUUUGUUCUCCUGAGAAGUUUGAAGCAGCGUUGGCUAUUUGGGACGGAUAUCUGAAUCGGGAUUAG
Penicillium odoratum is the source of this 1194-nucleotide messenger RNA. RefSeq names its product aspartate aminotransferase. Gene Ontology annotation, biological process: biosynthetic process. Bases 1 to 1194 code for a protein of 397 amino acids. Gene Ontology annotation, molecular function: catalytic activity; pyridoxal phosphate binding. Lineage: Eukaryota; Fungi; Ascomycota; Eurotiomycetes; Eurotiales; Aspergillaceae. The record is from RefSeq and is a predicted model, not a curated record. The transcript is spliced from 5 exons.